UUGGAGAAUCACUGCCAGAGGUGUCAGAGAUGGCCGAGGAUGGGAGCGAGGAGAUCAUGUUCAUCUGGUGUGAGGACUGUAGCCAGUACCACGACUCCGAGUGUCCGGAGCUGGGCCCCGUGGUCAUGGUCAAAGACUCCUUUGUGCUAAGCAGGGCAAGAUCAUCCCUUCCCUCCAACCUGGAGAUCCGGCGACUGGAAGACGGGGCCGAGGGGGUGUUUGCCGUAACUCAGCUCGUCAAACGAACUCAGUUUGGUCCAUUUGAGUCGAGGAGAGUUGCCAAAUGGGAGAAGGAAUCUGCUUUUCCGCUGAAGGUGUUCCAGAAGGACGGGCACCCCGUGUGCUUUGACACGUCCAGCGAGGAUGACUGUAACUGGAUGAUGCUGGUGCGGCCAGCGGCGGGGCCCGAGCACCAGAACCUGACCGCCUUCCAGCACGGCGACGACGUCUACUUCACCACCUCCAGGGACAUCCCCCCCGGCGCCGAGCUGCGCGUCUGGUACGCGGCCUUUUACGCCAAGAAGAUGGACAAGCCCAUGCUGAAGCAGGCGUGCGCCGGCGCCCACGCUGCAGGGAGCCCGGGAGGCAGCGCUGCGGUGGAGGCGGAGCCCAGCCCGUGGGCGUGUAAGGUGUGCUCCGCCACCUUCCUGGAGCUGCAGCUGCUGAAUGAGCACCUGCUGGGGCACCUGGACCAGGCCCGGAGCCUGCCCUCGGCCGGCCAGCACGCAGCCGCACCCCAGAAGGAGCCAGACGCGCCCCGGGGGGAGCCUCCCACCGUGCCCAAGAGCGGCAGUGCCCCCAAAGAGCAGAAGAAAAAGCCUCGAAGGGGGAGAAAACCCAAAGCAUCAAAGCCUGAGCAGCCGCUAGACAUUAUAGAAGGCAAGGAGCCGGCAGACCAAGUGGCAGAGAUCAUCACCGAGGUCCCACCGGAUGAGCCAGUGACGGCGGCGCCGGAUGAGCGGAUCAUGGAGCUGGUUCUGGGGAAGCUGGCCUCCACUGCGGGCGACGCCAGUUCAGUGCCAAAGUUCCCACAUCAUCAGAGCGGAGGCCUUGCCCUCAAGCGGAGCCUGCUCCUGUCGAGCCGGCACGGCGUCCGGAGGAAGCUGGUCCGGCAGCUGGGGCAGCUGGGGGAGCACAGGCGGGUCUACCAGUGCAGCAUCUGCAGCAAGGUCUUCCAGAACAGCAGCAACCUGAGUAGGCACGUGCGCUCGCACGGUGACAAGCUGUUUAAAUGCGAGGAGUGUGCCAAGCUGUUCAGCCGCAAGGAGAGCCUGAAGCAGCACGUGUCCUACAAGCACAGCAGGAAUGAGGUGGACGGUGAGUACAGGCACCGCUGCGGCACCUGCGAGAAGACGUUCCGCAUCGAGAGUGCGCUGGAGUUCCACAACUGCAGGACAGAUGACAAGACGUUCCAAUGUGAGAUGUGUUUCAGAUUCUUCUCCACCAACAGUAACCUCUCCAAGCACAAGAAGAAGCACGGGGACAAGAAGUUUGCUUGUGAGGUCUGCAACAAAAUGUUCUACCGCAAGGACGUCAUGCUUGACCACCAGCGGAGGCACCUGGAAGGCGUGCGGCGGGUGAAGAGGGAGGACCUGGACGCCGGCGGCGAGAACCUGGUCCGCUACAAGAAGGAGCCCUCGGGAUGCCCCGUGUGUGGCAAGGUGUUCUCCUGCAGGAGCAACAUGAACAAGCACCUGCUGACGCACGGCGACAAGAAGUACACGUGCGAGAUCUGCGGCCGCAGGUUCUUCCGCGUGGACGUGCUCAGGGACCACAUCCACGUCCACUUCAAGGACAUCGCGCUGAUGGACGACCACCAGAGGGAGGAGUUCAUCGGCAAGAUCGGCAUCUCCUCGGAAGAGAAUGACGACAACUCGGACGCCAGCGCGGACUCGGAGCCUCACAAGUACAGCUGCAAGCGGUGUCAGCUGACCUUCGGCCGCGGGAAGGAGUACCUGAAGCACAUCAUGGAGGUGCACAAGGAGAAGGGCUACGGCUGCAGCAUCUGCAACCGCCGCUUCGCCCUGAAGGCCACCUACCACGCCCACAUGGUCAUCCACCGGGAGAACCUGCCGGACCCCAACGUGCAGAAGUACAUCCACCCCUGCGAGAUCUGCGGGCGCAUCUUCAACAGCAUCGGGAACCUGGAGCGCCACAAACUCAUCCACACAGGUGUGAAAAGCCACGCCUGCGAGCAGUGCGGGAAGUCAUUCGCGCGGAAGGACAUGCUGAAAGAGCACAUGCGCGUGCACGACAACAUCCGGGAGUACCUGUGCGCCGAGUGCGGUAAAGGCAUGAAGACCAAGCACGCGCUGCGCCACCACAUGAAACUGCACAAGGGCAUCAAGGAGUACGAGUGCAAGGAGUGCCACCGCAAGUUCGCGCAGAAGGUCAACAUGCUCAAGCACUACAAGCGGCACACGGGGAUUAAAGACUUCAUGUGUGAGCUGUGCGGGAAGACGUUCAGCGAGCGGAACACGAUGGAGACGCACAAGCUCAUCCACACGGUGGGCAAGCAGUGGACGUGCUCCGUGUGUGACAAGAAGUACGUCACCGAGUACAUGCUGCAGAAGCACGUGCAGCUCACCCACGACAAGGUGGAGGCACAGAGCUGCCAGCUGUGCGGGACCAAGGUGUCCACCAGGGCGUCCAUGAGCAGGCACAUGCGGCGCAAGCACCCCGAGGUCCUGGCCGUGAGGAUCGAUGACCUGGACCACCUCCCAGAGACCACCACCAUCGAUGCCUCCUCCAUCGGCAUCGUGCAGCCCGAGCUGAGCCUGGAGCAGGAGGAGCUCGCGGAGGGCAAGCACGGGAAAGCCACCAGGAGAGCCCACAAGAGGAAGCAGAAGGCGGAGGCCGAGGUGGCGGGCGCCCCGGUGCCCGAGGAGGCCGCCUUCAGCGAGUACUCGGAGAAGGAGCCCGUGCUGUCCGGCGUCGGGGACGAGACCGACUCAGCGGUGCAGAGCAUCCAGCAGGUGGUGGUGACGCUGGGCGACCCAAACGUGACCACUCCUUCGAGCUCCGUCGGCUUGACCAACAUCACCGUGACCCCCAUCACCACGGCCGCCGGGACUCAGUUCACCAAUCUGCAGCCUGUGGCCGUCGGGCACCUGACCGCGCCGGAGCGCCAGCUGCAGCUGGACAACUCCAUCCUGACUGUGACCUUUGACACGGUCAGCGGCUCGGCCAUGCUGCACAACCGUCAGAACGACAUCCAGAUCCACCCGCAGCCAGAGGCCUCGAACCCCCAGUCCGUGGCGCACUUCAUCAACCUGACCACCCUGGUCAACUCCAUCACGCCCCUGGGGACCCAGCUCAGCGAGCAGCACCCGCUUACGUGGCGGGCAGUGCCCCAGGCGGACGUCCUGCCGGCGCCCCAGCCGCCCGCGCCCCAGCCGUGCCCGCCGAGGCCCAGCCGCAGAUGUACAGCUACUGAGUCCAGGCGCCCGGACGUCCUGAGGUGCCUGCGCACUGGUGUCCUCGCCCGUGCCUGCGGCGUGUCUGCUGGAUUCCAGACCCAGAGAAGAGAGCGUCACGACGAUGUGAGUGCGGUUGACUUAGCUUUGCAGAAUGACCUCCAGCCCCCGCUGCCCCCCGAAGGCGUGGGCAUCUGA
Messenger RNA from Suricata suricatta (meerkat), 3614 nucleotides. RefSeq names its product PR/SET domain 15 (gene PRDM15). Gene Ontology annotation, molecular function: RNA polymerase II cis-regulatory region sequence-specific DNA binding; histone deacetylase binding; DNA-binding transcription factor activity. Gene Ontology annotation, cellular component: cytoplasm; nucleus. The transcript has 25 exons. Bases 30 to 3614 code for a protein of 1194 amino acids. Gene Ontology annotation, biological process: cell fate commitment; regulation of transcription by RNA polymerase II. NCBI's taxonomy places the organism in Eukaryota, Metazoa, Chordata, Mammalia, Carnivora, Herpestidae. The record is from RefSeq and is a predicted model, not a curated record.